Eremomyces bilateralis CBS 781.70 is the source of this 1010-nucleotide messenger RNA. RefSeq lists its product as uncharacterized. The coding region runs from base 269 to 922 and encodes 217 amino acids. The transcript has 3 exons. NCBI's taxonomy places the organism in Eukaryota, Fungi, Ascomycota, Dothideomycetes, Eremomycetales, Eremomycetaceae. The record is from RefSeq and is a predicted model, not a curated record.
CUUCAUGCCUGGCAGAUGAAAUUCACCUCUCCAGUGCCAGUCAUGUAAUUAAAGUAGCAGCAUGGUUUGUGAAUGUUUCUUACAUGACCUCGUGUUUGGUGCGACUCCAAUUUAUUACCCGCUGCUUGCGGCUUGCCAUUUCGUUAUGGUUGCGUAGUAUAAAGGAUACUGAUAUGGCCAACUUUUAACUGCAAUCGUCGAGUCUACUUUCGUUGCAUUUGAGUCACCAUAUCUUGAUAAAGCCCUGAAUUUAAAUCAAUCUGUCACCAUGAAGACUACGCUUGUAUUGCUUGCUCUAUCCUAUCUUGCUGUUGCAGCUCCUCAAGGAGAUGGGCUUACUGUGAAGCCUGGUGCUUGCGAGUGCCCGCUGGUCUACUGUGUUCAAGCUGAGCCGAUGCGCUGCGAAUGCCAGCGAAAUGCUGCUCUAGAAUGCAUCGAAAAGAACAACGGCAACCCAAGAUGCCCUCAACCGCCGACAUGCGAGGCUUCGCCCACCAGGCCCACUCCCUCAGAUCCCCCGGGAGUCACACCAAUUCCGCUCCCUGAACCGAUCCCAGAUUCUUGCGGGGGACGCGGAGGACCAACCUGCCCCGACAAGUUCGAGUGCGUCCAGAAACCGGGCUCGCCGUGUGGCCCAGAGUCAGACUGUCCCGGUGUAUGCGUGAGAAAGCGACAGUACUGCGGCGGACUGUUGGGCAUUCAGUGCGAUGAAGGGGAGCUCUGCAUCAACGAUCCGUGGGGACCGGAGUGCGGUAUGGGUUGCGAUGUGCCGGGAAUCUGUGUUUCUGGAUCGAGCAAAAUGUGUGGAGGAUUUGCAGGAUUCAAGUGUGCAGGGCCGGAACAGGUCUGUGUAGAUGAUCCUAGAGACGAUUGCGAUCCGAAAAAUGGUGGAUUUGACUGCGGUGGACUCUGUGUUGGCUAGACCAUUACAACCGCAUUCAGAAUGCACCAGCGUCAUUGACAUCAAGGCGACGCAGUUGCGCAGCCCCAAAAUUGCAAACUUGUUCCUA